Molecule: messenger RNA, 1071 nt
Organism: Ziziphus jujuba (common jujube)
Lineage: Eukaryota; Viridiplantae; Streptophyta; Magnoliopsida; Rosales; Rhamnaceae
Product: peroxidase 24
Exons: 4
Coding region: 17-1003 (328 amino acids)
Biological process (GO): hydrogen peroxide catabolic process; response to oxidative stress
Cellular component (GO): plasmodesma; plant-type cell wall
Molecular function (GO): peroxidase activity; heme binding
Source: RefSeq, a predicted model, not a curated record
CAGAGAAAAAUCCAAGAUGAGGCCUAGGACUGUUUCUGUGUUAGUUUCUCUUCUUUUGUUCAUAGCUUCUAGUAAUGUCUGCAACGGAGGGAAACUGAAGAAGGAUUUCUAUGGCAAAGAUUGCCCUCGACUUGAAGAAACAGUGAGGCAAAUCACUUGGGAAAAGGUUGGAGAAAACCGCAGUGUAGCAGCUAAGCUACUAAGGCUUCAUUUCCAUGACUGCUUUGUCAGGGGAUGUGAUGCAUCACUGUUAUUAGAUUCAGUGGAAGGUAAUUCAACUGAGAAAAAGGCAAUCCCUAACGGGUCUGUAUCAGGUUAUGAAAUCAUUGAUGAAAUCAAAGCCAAAUUAGAAGAAGAGUGUCCUAACACUGUCUCAUGCGCUGAUAUCGUUGCCCUAGCAGCCCGAGAUGCAGUCUCUUACCAAUUUGGGAGAUCAAUGUGGCAGGUUUUUACUGGAAGGAAAGAUGGAAAAGUGUCGCUAGCAACAGAGGCUGCAAGGGACUUGCCAUCAGCAUUUGCAAACUACACUACACUCAAACAGCAGUUUGCUAAUAAAGGACUAAACGUAUUUGAUCUUCUAGCUUUAUCAGGAGCACAUACAAUUGGCGUGGCACGUUGUGGCGUAUUUGCAAGGAGAGUGUUCAAUUUCACAGGAAAAGGAGAUAAAGAUCCUGCAUUGGAUUCAUCAUAUGCAAAGGUCUUGAAAACAAAGUGCUCAAACCCACCAAAUCCUAAUAUUACUGUGGAGUUGGACAGGAACAGCGAAUUUCGGUUUGACAGUCACUACUUUGUGGCUCUAAACCGAAACCAAAGCCUAUUAGCAUCAGAUGCUGCUUUACUCACAGACCGGAAUGCAGCUCGGAUUGCAAGAGACUUUGAGAAUUUUUUCGUUUUUAUGUCUCAAUUUAGUCGUUCUAUUAAGAAAAUGAGUGAGAUUGGAGUCAUUACAAGGGUUGGUGAUAAGGGUGAAAUCAGGAAGAAUUGCAGAAAAGUUAAUGCAUAACUAAAACUUUAUGUUUGAUUACUUAAUUUGCUUUUCUUGUUGAUUGGUUCAAACAGCAAUAUUGUAGC